Molecule: messenger RNA, 1104 nt
Organism: Geodia barretti
Lineage: Eukaryota; Metazoa; Porifera; Demospongiae; Tetractinellida; Geodiidae
Source: the annotation of a GenBank genome assembly
AUGGCGACCGGCGCAUCCGGAGGCGUGUCCGCGCAAACGGGUGAGUCCGCCGCGGCGCAGGACGCCGGCCCGGACGGCGUCCCGCCGUACGUCGAAUUCGAAUCGAUCGACAAGAGCUACGACGGGCGCACGCUGGUCGUCCGGGACCUGGAUCUGAGCGUUCGCGAAGGGGAGUUCCUGACCCUGCUCGGGCCGUCCGGCUCGGGCAAGACCACCUGCCUGAUGAUGCUGGCCGGGUUCGAGACCCCGUCGUCCGGCACCAUUCGAAUCGCCGGCCGGUCCGUGCACGAUCUGCCGCCGCGGCAGCGCAACAUCGGCGUCGUCUUCCAGAACUACGCGCUGUUCCCUCACCUCACGGUAGGAGAGAACCUGUCCUUUCCGCUGGAGGUGCGCCGCCUCGAUCCCGCUCAGCGCCGGGAGCGCGUGCAGCGGGCGCUGCGGCUGGUGCGGCUGGAGGGAUUCGAGGACCGGCGGCCCGACCAGCUCUCCGGAGGCCAGCAGCAGCGCGUCGCCAUCGGCCGCGCGCUGGUGUUCGAGCCGAGCCUGGUGCUGAUGGACGAGCCGCUCGGCGCCCUGGACCGCAGCCUGCGCGAGGAGAUGCAGUACGAGAUCCGGCGCAUCCACCGCUCGCUCGGCGUCACCGUGGUCUACGUCACCCACGAUCAGCAGGAAGCGAUGGUGAUGUCGGACCGCAUCGCCGUGUUCAACCGCGGGCGCAUCGAGCAGGUGGCGUCCCCGGAGAUCCUCUACGAGGAGCCCGAGCGGCCGUUCGUGGCCCGCUUCAUCGGCGGCAACAACCUGCUGCGCGGGCGGGUCACCGCCGUCGACGGCGACUACUGCCGCGUUGCCGUGAGCGGGCAGAUGAUCGCGGCCUAUCGCGUGGCGGCGUGCGGGGUGGGCGACCCGGUGGCCCUCGCCAUUCGCCCGGAACGGGUCGCCCUCGCAUCCCGGCCGCGUGAGUACAGCAACCAGUUCGAAGCGCGGGUCGAAGCCAUCACCUUUCUGGGCGAUCAUCUGAUCGUGCACGUGCGAGCCGGGCGGGCGUACCGACUUCGCACUCAAGUUCCCCAACAUCGUGGGGCAUGGCGCGAUGUUGGAGGGUGA